Messenger RNA from Linum tenue, 1653 nucleotides. The record is from the annotation of a GenBank genome assembly. NCBI's taxonomy places the organism in Eukaryota, Viridiplantae, Streptophyta, Magnoliopsida, Malpighiales, Linaceae.
GCGCAGCUCACCUGGCUCAUCACUCCCUGCCUGGCCACCGCGGCAAAAGAGAAAUUUCCCUCGUUUUCUCGGAUCUUCCACUCUCCAUUUUCCUGUUUCCCAAGCUCUCUCCUCCGUCCCUUGCUCCAUCAUCAUUCAAACGAAAAUCUCACAACAUGAGUAAGGAUUCCUUGCGCGUCUCCGAUCUCGACUCCUCCCUGCCCGCAGCUGCCGCCGCUCUUAGUGCAGAGGAUCGAGCCGACCUUGUAAAUGCACUUAAGAAUAAGUUACAGAACUUGGCUGGGCAGCACUCAAACAUCAUAGAAGAGCUUCCUCCGAGAGUCAGGAAACGCGUGGAGUAUCUGAAAGAGAUUCAGGGCCAACAUGAUGAACUGGAGGCGAAGUUCUUUGAGGAGAGGAGGGCAUUGGAGGCGAAGUAUCAGAAGCUUUAUGAACCACUUUAUACUCAGAGAUACGAGAUUAUAAAUGGUAUAAAAGAAGUUGAUGGGGCCUCAUCUGAAGCUUCAGGGGAUCAAGAAGCUGAUAAAGCUGUUGGAGGAUCAGGAGUACCCGACUUCUGGCUCACUGCAAUGAAAAACAAUGAAGUGUUAGCUGAGGAGAUAACAGAACGCGACGAGGCAGCUCUUAAGUUUCUUAGAGACAUCAAAAGUAUUAGGCUUGAGGAUCCUGUGGGUUUCAAGCUGGAGUUUCACUUUGAUCCCAACCCAUACUUCAAGAAUUCCGUGCUGACUAAAACAUAUCAUGUAAUUGAGGAUGAUGAAGAUCCUGUUCUGGAGAAAGCGAUUGGGACGGAAAUCGAAUGGCAUUCUGGAAAAUGCUUGACCAAGAAGAUUCUAAAGAAGAAACCUAAAAAGGGAUCCAAGAAUGCCAAACCCAUCACCAAAAUCGAGGAUUGUCCGAGUUUCUUCACGUUCUUUAAUACACCCCACAUUCCAGAAGACGAAGAUGACCUUGAUGAUGAUGCUGCCGAGGAUCUUCAAGACCGAAUGGAGCAGGACUACAAUAUUGGCACGACCAUUCGCAGUAAGAUUAUUUCUCAUGCCGUGGCAUGGUAUACGGGGGAGGCAGCUGAGGUUGAUUCCUAUGGCCACCACAUAGAUAACGAUGGUGAUGAUACUGAUCACGACAACACGGUCCAUGAAGAGGAUACUGAUCAUGACACUGAAGACGAAGGGGCAAAAACCGAGAAGGUAUAGAACACACACAAGGUACCGAAAAUUUUCAUAACCCUGUGUGGACUAUUCACCUUAAUGAGAUGUAAUGCCGCAAUGUUAUGGGUUGAUUUUUACCAUGUUUGUCAACUGGAUUUUCAGGGGAGUGGACUUGCAUGAACGAUAACGGUCUUAGGGUUGCUUCACUAGUAUCUAUGUAUAGGCGUAUCAUAUAGUUUACUGGUUGAGAACGGCUCAUUUGAUGGCCGGAAAACGUUUUGGGCAACCCUAGUUUGAAUUGGUCUGCGCGAUGGGAGGCUUGUAGUGUUGAGAGUUCUUUGAUUCUUUCGUUUCUAUGGUGUUAUAAAGUCCAUUGAUACUCUGUUUUUUCCUUUCCAGGCAUGUUGAGGAGUAACGUUUCUUUUAAUGAGAUGAGGUAAAUCAAAGCUUUCUUUGUUCCCUUGUAGCUUAUAUCCAUGUUUUUUUACUAGGAGACGAGAUU